UAUGAAACAACUGCAUCGUUGAUCACAUACUUGAUCUGCAAUCUGUCAAUACAUGUGACUGUCAGCAAAAACUGUACGAAGAGUUUACGAAAUUUGAUGGUAAGUAUGAUUACGAAAGUAUAGCCCAAAUGCCAUAUCUGGAGGCCUGUGUGUCCGAGACUUUACGUCUUCAUAAUCCUGUGUCUGCCGUCGGAAGAAUUGCAGCUCAAGACUAUACUAUAGGUGACACCGGUAUAACAUUACCCAAAGGAAUGUUAGUCAACUUUUCCAUACAAUCUAUGCACCGAAAUCCCGACUACUAUCCCGAACCCGAUCGUUGGAAUCCCGAACGGUUUAUGCCCUACAAUCGGGAUAAGUUAGUUCCCUAUACUUAUAUGCCGUUUGGUUUGGGUCCCAGAAAUUGUGUGGGAAUAAGGUUUGCAUUGAUGGAAGCAAAGACAGUCGUCGUCUCUUUGGUCAAUAGAUUUAAGUUCAUACGAACCCCGAAAACUACAGUUCCUUUAGUUCAGACAAAAUUUCAGUUUCUUUAUAAUACCGGCGAUGUCUAUGUAGGCGUUGAACGAAGAAAAUAA
Oppia nitens is the source of this 572-nucleotide messenger RNA. RefSeq names its product cytochrome P450 3A19-like. The record is from RefSeq and is a predicted model, not a curated record. Gene Ontology annotation, molecular function: heme binding; monooxygenase activity; oxidoreductase activity, acting on paired donors, with incorporation or reduction of molecular oxygen. Lineage: Eukaryota; Metazoa; Arthropoda; Arachnida; Sarcoptiformes; Oppiidae. The transcript is spliced from 2 exons. Bases 129 to 572 code for a protein of 147 amino acids.